Molecule: messenger RNA, 1674 nt
Organism: Cyclopterus lumpus (lumpfish)
Lineage: Eukaryota; Metazoa; Chordata; Actinopteri; Perciformes; Cyclopteridae
Gene: grk7a
Product: G protein-coupled receptor kinase 7a
Exons: 4
Coding region: 1-1674 (557 amino acids)
Biological process (GO): signal transduction; regulation of signal transduction; protein phosphorylation
Cellular component (GO): cytoplasm
Molecular function (GO): rhodopsin kinase activity; ATP binding
Source: RefSeq, a predicted model, not a curated record
AUGUGUGACAUGGGGGGACUGGAUAACCUGGUGGCCAACACGGCCUACCUAAAAGCCCAGGGUGGUGAUGACAAGGAGAUGAAAAAGCGCCGCCGCAGCUUGGCUCUCCCCAAGCCUGACCAGUGUGCUACAUUACGGUCUACCCUCGACAAGGAUUUUACAUCGCUUUGUGAAAGGCAGCCGAUUGGCAAAAGGUUUUUCCGUGAGUUCCUGGCAAAUAACGCUGACUACAAGCUUGCUGUUGAUUUCCUCGAUGAGCUGUAUGAUUGGGAUCUGGCUGAAAGUACAACAAAAGAACAGGCACAGAAAGACAUCAUGAGCAAAUAUUGCAAGGCUGACUCCAAGACAUUCCUGGCCUUUCUUACUGGGGAGGCUCUUGACAAAUGCAAGUCUGUGACAGAUGCCAACUUUGACGAGCUGAUGAAAAGCAAAAUCCAGGAAGGUGUAAGAGAUUUUCUGAAAGACAAACCCUUCACAGAUUACCAGGCCAGCCCAUUAUUUGAUAAAUUCCUCCAGUGGAAAGAGUAUGAGAAACAGACCAUCACUGACAAAUACUUCUAUGAGUUCAGAACUCUUGGAAAAGGAGGCUUUGGAGAGGUGUGCGCUGUUCAGGUGAAGAACACAGGCCAGAUGUAUGCCUGCAAGAAGCUGUGUAAAAAGCGACUGAAGAAGAAGGGUGGUGAAAAGAUGGCCCUUUUGGAGAAGAAGAUCUUGGAGAAGGUUAACAGCCUGUUUCUGGUCAACUUGGGGUAUGCUUAUGACACAAAGACCCACUUGUGCCUUGUGAUGACCCUGAUGAAUGGAGGAGACCUCAGGUACCACAUUUACAAUAUAGGCUAUGAUGGCAAGGGUGCGGACAAAGGAAUUGAGAUGAGCCGCAUCAUCCACUACACAGCGCAGAUCACCACGGGUAUUCUGCAUCUGCACGAAAUGAACAUCGUGUACCGCGACAUGAAGCCAGAGAACGUGUUGCUGGAUAGCUUUGGCCAGUGCCGACUAUCAGAUUUGGGUCUGGCCAUAGAGCUUGUUCCAGAGAAGCAUGUCACUCAGAUGGCUGGUACUGGAGCAUACAUGGCCCCUGAGCUCCUGACCAAAACUCCAUACAGGACAUCAGUGGACUGGUGGGCUCUGGGCUGCAGUAUCUACGAGAUGGUGGCUGGCUACACACCUUUCAAAGGCCCCGAGAGCAAGAAAGAGAAGGUGGAGAAGGAGGAGGUGCAGCGCCGCAUUGUCAACGAGGAACCGAAGUGGGAGCACAAGUGCUUUGAUGCUCCCACCAAGGACGUCAUCCAGCAGUUCCUCAAGAAGAAAAUUGAGGAGCGCAUGGGCAUGAGGAACAACAUGGAGGAUCCCAGGAAACACGAGUGGUUCAAGAAGAUCAACUUUCCUCGUCUGGAGGCCGGGCUGGUGGAUCCUCCAUGGGUCCCCAAGCCCAACGUUGUCUACGCCAAGGACACCGACGACAUCGCGGAGUUCUCAGAGAUCAAGGGCAUUGAGUUCGAUGCCAAUGACAAUAAAUUCUUCAAGGAGUUCAGCACAGGCGCUGUACCCAUUCAGUGGCAGCAUGAGAUGAUUGAGACUGGACUGUUUGACGAGCUCAACGACCCCAACAGGAAAGAGGGUGCAGGAGAUCCUGAUGGCGAUAAAAAGUCUGGCACGUGUAUAUUGCUGUGA